GUUGUUGUCUUAUAGCACAGUAGUCACAGUCUCAGCAGGACAAACAGAUACAGCAGCAGCAGCUGUUCUCUGUGAAGGCAUUCCGAGGAUUCCCGGCGCCUCCAUCCUGUCUACCUGCCCAACAGGUGCAGCCGGCUGUCUGCCACCGAGAGGCGGCUCCGAGCGGGGGGCCGUUCAUGCUCAUCUAUGGGUGAGUGUCUGCGGAAAGCUUGUCCAUGUCUGGAAACACUAUGGCAGAGGAUUUUCAGCGACAAAAAGGCUUCUCCGGGAGAAGGGGGAGUACAUGGUGGCAGUGGAGGAGGAGGAGGAGGAGGAGGAGGCUUCAGCAGUAGCGGGGAGGUCAGACAACCGAGUCCGAGUCCGGCGCCGACGCUGGAGAGAGUGCCCGAGAGUGGGUGUAUCUACACGGCGAUCUGGCCGUUUGAAUCGCGGCACACGGAUGAGCUGUCGUUCCAGGAGGGGGACCUGUUCAGUGUCAUCAGCCGCAGCGGGGACUGGUGGACCGCACGGAGGAUCGAUAAGAACGGGCGCGUCCUGGACACCGGGAUCGUACCCAGCAACUACCUGGCCAGAGCCGAGUCACUGGAAAUGCAACCAUGGUACUUUGGGACAAUGAACCGCUUUGAGGCCCAAAGCCACCUGCUGGGACCAGGAAAUGACCGGGGAGCUUUCCUCAUCCGACACAGUGAGAAAGACAACGUUGGAUACGUUCUUUCAGUGAGGUCACUCAAUCGGGUGAAGCAUUUUAAGAUCCACGGAGAUGAGAAUAUUUUUUACGUGGAGCACAACCACCAGUUCAGUUCUCUGAUUGAUUUGGUGGAGCACUACAGCAUCAACACCCUGACCAACACGGGCACACUGGGAAACCCCUGCAAGAGGAAAAAGCCCACCACCCCAGAUUUGAAUCAUUUUACGGUGGACGAGUGGGAGCUCCCGAAAGAGGAGUUCACCCUGGAGGAGGAGCUGGGCACCGGCUACUUUGCGGACGUCUACCGGGGACGCUGGAAAAACAUUAUUAAUGUCGCCAUCAAGAUCCUCAAAAGUGACUCAGAGUUGAACCACCGAGAAUUUCAGAGGGAAGUUCAGAUCCUGAAGAGUCUCCGCCAUCGUCACCUCAUCGCUCUGUUCGCCGUCUGCACGGCCACAACUCCUUACUACAUCAUCACCGAGCUGAUGGAGAAGGGCAGCCUGCUCAGCUUCCUCAGAAGUCCAGAGGGGCAGAAUCAAGACAUAGCAGCGCUCGUUGACAUGGGAGCCCAGGUGGCUGAUGGGAUGUCAUACCUGGAGGAGAAGAACAGCAUCCACAGAGACUUGGCAGCUCGAAAUGUCCUGGUGGGAGAGGACUACAUCUGUAAGGUAGCCGACUUCGGACUGGCCAGAGUGAUCAAGGAGCCGUUCUACAUCACAGAAGAUAAAAAGAUUCCCUACAAGUGGAGCGCUCCUGAGGCCAUCAGCCAUGGGAUGUUCUCCAACAAGUCAGACGUCUGGUCUUUCGGUGUCUUGCUCUAUGAGAUUACCACUCACGGAGGCGUUCCUUACCCAGCCCUUAGCAACCAGGAAGUGUACGAGCAGGUUAGCCGCGGGUACAGGAUGCCAGCUCCGGCUAAAUGUCCCGACUUUCUCUACAAAAUCAUGCUGAAAUGUUGGAGUGCCGAGCCAGGAGACAGGCCGGAUUUCAAGUCCCUCAAGAUGCAGCUUGACAGCAGCUCCUAUGAAUUGGACUAACAGCAGUACAUACUCAUCGCCACAGAGGGGCAGCAGAGAGUCUGACACAGAGCAGGGAUUGUGAUCUCUGAGGUCUCUCUAACAGAAACAAACUGAUUUUAGAGAAAGAAAGACUUGUCUUUGCAAUGUGCAAACCUGCAAAGCUUUAUGUCGUUUAUUCAGUACACUCGGGCUGAAACUAUUCAUCAUAUACAUUAUCAUGUGAUGAUUUUUUUUAGUGCUGAAACCAUUCACAGAUGGAAUUGGCAACAAUUUUUAUAAUCGAUUAACCAUUUCAGUAAUUUUUUUAAGGAAAAGUGCCAUUAAUUCUCUUGCUCCAGCUUGUCCAGUGUAAGAACUUAUAGUUUCAUUUAGUCUUCUGUGAGAGUGAACUGAAAAUAGAUGUGGAUGUUAUCGACCAAACAAUUAAUUAGUCCAGCAGAUGUUGAAUAUCUCUCAGUAACAGAAAUAAUUGCAUAAAUGCACCUCUAAUUUUCUUUUGUCCGUCCAAAAUCCAAAGAUAUUCAGCCUGAAAAGCAGCAAAUCCUCACAUUUGAGAGGCUGGAGCCAGAGAUUGUUAGAACAUUUUUCGAGAAAAAAAAACAACUUUUCAGUUCCACAGUCCAUACUGCAAAGAGGUGGGAAGCCACUGACAACACAAAACAGCCAAUAUGUUUGUUAGAAUUUCCUACAAAAAUCAUAUUCUGAGUCUCUUUGUUCAGCUUCUUUAAUUUCUUCUCUUCAGCUUUUUUGUCUUGAGACAGCAUUUUAAAAUGAGCAAUUUUAUUCUAUUUUUGAAGUGAAAGUAAGAGAAAGGUUUGACAACACAUUGCUGGGGUUUCACACCUUAAACAUGUGCAUGGAUCAUUGACAAAGACAGGUCUGUUGGUUUACAGCAGACAAAAAGAGUGGACGUGAGAAUUUGCGUCAUCACAAAGUCUGAGCUGUGAAUUUGAAUGGACGCCUUAUCUCACCUUCUGUCAACAUCUGCUGAGUGUCAAAGUUUAUUCUUGAUCUGAAAGAUCAGAGAGUGAGUUUGACUGGUUGUUAGUUGUUUUAUCAACUGCUGUUUCCAACUUCAAACUCUCGUUCUGAGCCAACAAGGAUGAGUUAUGGUCAUUGUAGCAGCAGCACAUUGCUUGGAUCUAUGAAAAUGUCACUGAGAGCUCCAACUAAUAAUAGAUAAUAAUAAAAGAGUCAUGACAACCGUAAAAAAAUCAAAAGAGAAAUACACAAAACUUUAAACUACUGCGUUGUAAAUCUAUUUAUAAAGCUUUAAAGCAACAGUCUCAAGUUAGUUCGGGGCCACUGCCACUUCAAUGUUCAAGUGCGAUAAGAAAGCACAAUAUCCUGAAAAUAUUUCCAUUACUAACUUCGUAUUUAACAAAAAAUGCAAACAGCAGUUUCUAUAAAUUUUUAUAUAAUCAUUUUAUAUCUUCUUUGCUGUUUGCAGCCUCUCCCUCCAUUCAACAAACUCACUACCUGUCAGCUUUGCAAUAUCAUCCGUUGGCCUGCAAGGGGCAGCACAGUCCCAGUAUCUGAGGAGCUAGUUCCCUUCUCGUCUAACUGGUGAAUGAAGAGUGAAGUUUUUAUUGCACAAAUUAGCCACAAUUCACUUCACAAACCCUUCCAGUAUUUUAACAGUUUCUCUCAAAUCUAUUCUAGUCCUUCCUAAACUGCAGUCAACUUUAAAUGCUCUAUUAACCGGCAGAACCGAUGAGUAAUCACAUGGAAACAUAUGGAAACCUUCCUCCAGCUGUCUCUCAGUUACUUUUUGCAUCAGUGCCAUAGAUCAGUGUUUAAGCCCUUGAAACAAAUAUGUGAUCCAUCAUCUCUCAACCAAAGACUUUUACCUCCCCCAGGAAAACAUUACCCUUAUUUGAAGGAGGUCUACUUUGGUUUGGCUGCAAUUCUCAUUUUGCAAACCCUCAAAUUCAUCUUGCAGCACAGCUGGUUAAGACUAUAAGAAACGCUCCAACAAUGUUUGAAAAGAUGCAAAAUGCACAACAACAGUUAAAUCCACAGUUGGUCCCCUUCAAUCAGUUUCAGAGUCACAGGAUAUUUUCUUGGUUACUAAAGCUUAAAAAAACUGAAUCAAAGCAAUGAAACAAAUCAACGUUCUACUUCUAAACAAUUUGUAUUCAUUAUGUUUCUACAGUUUUUGAUCCAAGGCCACAUUUUGUGUCCAGUUCUUUUAGAUUUUGCACAUCUAUAUUGCUGAUGAAAUCACUGCUAAGACCGUGUUUUUCGUGUCAGAUUUGUAAAUUAAUGAACACUUGUGGAACAGCAUGUACUGUUCCAUUUAAACAUCAGAUGGCUUAUCAGAGCAACUGCAUUACCCAAAAAGAAAUAUGGUGAAAGUGUCAAAUGUUCCCCACAUAUCACUUUCAACCUGGUACAAACACAAUGUGAGUUUCUGCAUAUAUGUAGUCCUCUGUAAAGGCUUCUUUUGUGUCAGUUUUUAUGCAAUUUAAUACGCAAUGAUGUUAUAUGUCUAUAAAUAUUGUAAUAAUAAUGGAUAAGUUUGUUUCUAAUGGCUUUUAAGGACACUUUCAAUGUGCUUGUGUGUGCAUUUGUGUGUCUCGAAGUGUUAUAUUCCCUCCUGUCUGCUACUGGAGUUAACUGGGUCAGUAAAAUAUGACCCCUACGUUCUCCAUCUCUGUCUGCAAGUUCAAGUUUAAUAAUCAAACUGCUUUAUUUCCUUUUUAAAAUACAGUACAGACAAACACUUACUAUGAAUUCAAUGAAAAUAUUAAAAGAAUAAAAGAAUGAUAAAAUCCCACA
Messenger RNA from Dicentrarchus labrax (European seabass), 4488 nucleotides. It is a transcript of the gene ptk6b, whose product is annotated as PTK6 protein tyrosine kinase 6b. NCBI's taxonomy places the organism in Eukaryota, Metazoa, Chordata, Actinopteri, Moronidae. The coding region runs from base 187 to 1725 and encodes 512 amino acids. Gene Ontology annotation, molecular function: ATP binding; non-membrane spanning protein tyrosine kinase activity; signaling receptor binding. Gene Ontology annotation, cellular component: extrinsic component of cytoplasmic side of plasma membrane. Gene Ontology annotation, biological process: cell differentiation; protein phosphorylation; cell surface receptor protein tyrosine kinase signaling pathway. The transcript has 8 exons. The record is from RefSeq and is a predicted model, not a curated record.